Messenger RNA from Drosophila willistoni, 1273 nucleotides. Its product is annotated as lysosomal aspartic protease. NCBI's taxonomy places the organism in Eukaryota, Metazoa, Arthropoda, Insecta, Diptera, Drosophilidae. Gene Ontology annotation, molecular function: aspartic-type endopeptidase activity. The transcript has a single exon. The coding region runs from base 19 to 1239 and encodes 406 amino acids. Gene Ontology annotation, cellular component: lysosome. The record is from RefSeq and is a predicted model, not a curated record. Gene Ontology annotation, biological process: cell death; proteolysis.
UCUAAAAGCGCGUUCACCAUGGUGUUCCUACGACCUGUGCCCAAGGUAUGGGCUUCAUUUCUACUACUCAUUACAUUGGCAAUCAAUGUCCAUGGAUUGACACGUAUACCCAUCAAACGUUUUGACAAUUUUGAACGAACACGCCAAGGCCAGAAGAUCGAAUUGGCAAAUUUGGCUAGGAAAUACAAUGUGAAUGCAGCAAUUACAGACAGUUACGAUGGCACAGCAGUGGAAUAUCUCAAUAAGACGGGAAACACAGAAUAUUAUGGUACGAUAAGUAUCGGUACUCCAGCUCAAACCUUUGUGGUCCUAUUCGAUACGGGGUCAUCGAAUCUGUGGGUGCCCGGCUCGGGUUGUUACAGUUGCAUAUAUGAUAACCAAGCUGUUUACGAUUCUUCCGAAUCCAGCACAUAUUAUGCAAAUGGAACAGCUUUUACGAUUCAAUAUGGCACUGGCAAUCUAACCGGGUAUCUGUCCAUAGAUACAAUUAGUGUGGCCGGACUAACCAUAACGAAUCAGACAUUUGCCGAAGCAACUACCGAAUCAUCUUUCUUAUCGGGUACAGCCUUCGAUGGCAUUUUUGGCAUGGGUUAUGCCGAUUUGGCUGUCGAUGGUGUUUUGCCACCAUUCUAUAAUAUGUACGAGCAGGGUCUAGUUGAGAAUGCUGUCUUCUCGUUCUAUUUGCUGAGAACCAACACGGCCGUCUCAUCGAUCUAUAACGAGGGCAAUGGCGGUGAGCUUAUAUUGGGCGGAUCGGAUUCUACACUCUAUUCUGGUGAUCUCACUUAUGUGCCCAUUAGCCAGGAGGGCUAUUGGCAAUUCCAAAUGGACGGUGUUAAUUUGGGUGACAAUUUGUUGUGCUCAUCGUGUCAGGCUAUUGCCGAUACGGGAACCUCAUUGCUGGUGGUGCCCACAGAUGUUGCUCAAUCGAUUUUACAGAUUUUGCAAAUAAUGAAUGAUGCGUAUGAAGUUGAUUGUAGUUUGGUACCAUUUUUGCCAUCUCUCUACUUUCAAAUUGGCGGCACAACAUUCACUCUAACGCCAUCUGAUUAUAUUAUAAUGGAGGGCGGUGUCUGCACCUUGGGCAUUGAGACCAUGGACACGGACUUUUGGAUAUUGGGUGAUAUUUUCAUUGGUUUCUAUUAUACAGAAUUCGAUUUGGCCAAUAAUCGUGUGGGUUUCGCUCCAGUGGCUGGUAGUUCGCCCAGUACAUCGGGAGCCAGUCGAUCAUGGAAAUAAAAAGACAACCAAAAAUAAAUACUUAAAACUAUAA